CAACGAGAGGAAGAAAAAAAAAACUGCACACCACUUUCCCUUCUUUUUAUAUACCCCCAACCCUUAUCUUUCUCUUGCCUCUUCUCACACCGUCGAUCAAUCUCUCUUGUCCUCUCUCUUGCUCUCCCACCAGCACGGCGAUCUCAAUUGAUCGAUCUGUGUUCUUCCUUUCUCAACUAGCUAGUUGAUUCUUUUUCUCCUCCUGCUGCUAAUUUAUUCCACGCUGCAACCUCAAUUAAGAAGCUUAUUAAGAAACUGUGCAAGAUUGUUGCAAGGGAUAGAGCUUUAGAGAGGCUGUUGUUGCUUCGAUAUUUCGGCGAUCGAUUGACCGAGGAUGUGCACCAGGGGUCACUGGAGACCAUCGGAGGACGAGAAGCUGAAAGAGCUCGUUGCGCUAUACGGGCCGCACAAUUGGAACGCCAUCGCGGAGAAACUUCAUGGGCGAUCAGGGAAAAGCUGUAGGCUGAGGUGGUUCAAUCAGCUCGACCCGAGGAUCAACCGGAACCCCUUCACGGAGGAAGAGGAGGAGCUGCUCCUCGCCUCGCACCGUGUCCACGGAAACCGGUGGGCCGUCAUCGCCAGGCUCUUCCCGGGGCGCACCGACAACGCUGUGAAGAACCACUGGCAUGUGAUCAUGGCACGGCGGUGCAGGGAGCGGAUGAGGCUGUCGAAUAGGCGGGGCGGUGGCGCUGGUGCUGUGGAAGAUGAUAACCCUAAGGACGCCAAGAAGCCGGGGCUUGACGCGAACAGCAUGGCCUCCUUGCUAGACAAGUACCGAAGGGAAUUUGUUGGCCCGUUUGCCAUUAGCCAUGACAACAAGGAGGGUUUUUGUUCAACUACUAAUGAAGACACGAACAAAUCAGUAAAAUUCUACGACUUUCUCCAAGUGAACGCGAGCUCGAGCGACACAAAGUGUGGUUCGAGCAUUGAGGAGCAAGAGGAGAACCGUGAUGAUCAAGCUGAAGGGCAGGUGCAGUUCAUAAAUUUCAUGGAAGUUGGGGCCUCUCAUCGUCAAUGAGUUAUCUAUAUAUUUAACUAGGGAUACAUCCAAAGCAACUUGUAAUGCUUUGUGAAAGAGGCAUGCUGCAAAUAGAAAUCUAACACCCAGAGUACUUAUAGAGGAAGCAAAAUGCACCGUACAUACAUGACAUGUAAUUUAUUGAUGUAUGCAUAUCCUCUGUCCGUCCAUCGUUGGGGUAGUACAUAUGAAAAAAAAUUCUGAGAUAAAUGAGGAAUUAAUUAUUCUCUCAUCUAUUUGUAAAUUUUAUUCAUAAUAUAAAGACUAUUUAAUUCC
Phragmites australis (common reed) is the source of this 1294-nucleotide messenger RNA. Its product is annotated as transcription factor MYB52-like. The coding region runs from base 335 to 1018 and encodes 227 amino acids. Gene Ontology annotation, biological process: regulation of DNA-templated transcription. Gene Ontology annotation, molecular function: RNA polymerase II cis-regulatory region sequence-specific DNA binding; DNA-binding transcription factor activity, RNA polymerase II-specific. NCBI's taxonomy places the organism in Eukaryota, Viridiplantae, Streptophyta, Magnoliopsida, Poales, Poaceae. The record is from RefSeq and is a predicted model, not a curated record. The transcript has 3 exons. Gene Ontology annotation, cellular component: nucleus.